AUGGUAUGUGAACACAGCUUUGCGAAAAACCCUCAUGAUGAAUCACUACUAACUUGACUUUUUUCUCUCAUUCUAGUCCAUCAAGCUACCUUUUAACAAAAAGACAAGAAUGUCGGACUUGAUCAACUACCGUCUCAAGAUAUUGACGGUGGACAAUAGGACGUACAUCGGCUCGCUCCUAUCGUUCGACAAACAUCUCAACUUGGUGCUAUCGGAUACAGAAGAGACGAGAAUCACGAAAAAAAGCUGGCUUGACAUGAAAAAAAGAAGCGAAGCUAGCGAUAACAAGUCUGCCGUGAGCGCCAAUAAUGGGUUGUUGUUGCCAGAGAAUGGCCCCGCUGCCAACGAAUCACAACCGAGUGUAACUAAGAGACAUCUUGGUUUGAUUAUAUUGAGAGGAGAAAAGAUCAUCAGCUUUUCUGUUGAGACUGCGCCGUUGACCGAUGUCAAGACGCGGGUGGCUACGGGCAAGGGAACCAGUCGACCUUUGAAGCAGCCAGUGAGUCGAUUAAAGAAGUUGGCAUAA
Molecule: messenger RNA, 526 nt
Organism: Lodderomyces beijingensis
Lineage: Eukaryota; Fungi; Ascomycota; Pichiomycetes; Serinales; Debaryomycetaceae
Source: the annotation of a GenBank genome assembly